Messenger RNA from Ostreococcus lucimarinus CCE9901, 357 nucleotides. RefSeq lists its product with no specific name. NCBI's taxonomy places the organism in Eukaryota, Viridiplantae, Chlorophyta, Mamiellophyceae, Mamiellales, Bathycoccaceae. Gene Ontology annotation, cellular component: delta DNA polymerase complex. Bases 1 to 357 code for a protein of 118 amino acids. Gene Ontology annotation, molecular function: DNA-directed DNA polymerase activity. Gene Ontology annotation, biological process: DNA synthesis involved in DNA repair; DNA-templated DNA replication. The transcript has 2 exons. The record is from RefSeq and is a predicted model, not a curated record.
AUGCCGCCUCGAAGCGCGCGACGACCGCCCUCGGCGACGACGAUCGACGCGCUGUUCAGGUCGACGAAACCGGGCGCGGCGAGACCGGGCAAGACGAAAGGCGCGAACGUCGCGAUCGAGGACGACGACGCCGAGACGAUCGACGACGACGACGCGGUCGAGCGCGACGCGCGCGAGCUGAAGACGUUUGACUUGACGUCCAAGUUUGGGCCGUGCUGCGGAUUGACGCGAAUCGAGCGAUGGGAUCGCGCGCGCGCGCUCGGUUUAGACCCGCCGAAGCGCGUGUUAGAGAUUCUGCAUCGUCGCGGCGAGGCGAGCGCGCGAUGGAGAGAGUGCGUGUGGCACGGACGGGUGUGA